Molecule: messenger RNA, 1807 nt
Organism: Abrus precatorius (Indian licorice)
Lineage: Eukaryota; Viridiplantae; Streptophyta; Magnoliopsida; Fabales; Fabaceae
Exons: 11
Coding region: 442-1446 (334 amino acids)
Biological process (GO): protein deubiquitination
Molecular function (GO): cysteine-type deubiquitinase activity
Source: RefSeq, a predicted model, not a curated record
AAAGGGUAUGAGAUUUAUGUUUUAGAUUUUAACGAAAUUUUUGAGAUUAAAGAAAGGCCUUAAAACAUGCCGCCCAAUGCUUCAAAAUACAAAACAAUGAAGCCAAAUCAAAAGAAGAAGAAGAUGAUGUGAAACCUUUAACAGCGUGGCAAAUUGUAUAUAAACGCGUUAAGUGCACCUUUUUAUCCCAUUUUCUUAGCAUAAAUAUUCAAUGCUUCACCCUCAUCUUUUUUUGCAUUCCUACCUCUCAUGUACAAACUGUGAUUUCUGAAUCCCUUUGUUAUCGUUAUUGUUGCUGCUGUUGCUGUGCUCUUCUGCACUUUUCUUUUCAUGAGAAGGGAGGCCUUGAGGUUGUUUGAAUUCAGGUUGUGCUGAAUCCAAGGUGUGGAAUCUUUUCAACAUUGUCUAGAAGAAGACUUUCAGAUUGUCUAAUACCUAAAGAUGGGUUUAUAUGAGCAUUCAGAUGUUCUUCAGUGGGGUAUUAAUCUUUUUGACAGUGACCCUGGUUAUAGUCCAGGAUACUACAGUGAUGUAGUUCAACAUGAUAAUAGUGAUGUCUAUAAUGGACACUACUUCCCAAGCCAUUACGAUACUGAACGUCGCCAAAUAGAGAAUGAUGAGAUCAUUGCACGGGCUCUACAAGAAGAAUUUUCACGGCUAGAUAUUGCUGAGUGUUCAAGGUAUUCACAGACAGAUGAUGAACGGUUCCAUGCUUCUGAGCCUGCCUGGCAUAACACAUCAAUGAUGAACUAUUAUUCAGGAGGUCAUGAUUAUGCCCAAGAUAGAGUGGAUGACGUUGAACCUUCUAGUUCAUGUUGUAGUCCUUGUGAAGCAGAGGACUGCUUCUUGGAGCUUACUGACAAUUAUCCACUAGAUGAUGAAAUUGGGAGGAGAUUGAGUCAGAUGAUUCCAAUUCCUCAUGUUCCAAAAAUUAAUGGGGAAAUUCCUUCAGUUGAUGAAGCAACUUCAGAUCAUCAGAGGCUUCUGGAUAGAUUGCAGUUAUAUGACUUUGUGGAGCAUAUGGUUCAAGGAGAUGGUAAUUGUCAGUUCCGUGCGUUAUCUGAUCAAUUGUAUAACACACCUGAUCACCACAAGUAUGUGAGACGACAAGUUGUGAACCAGCUGAAGUCUCAUCCAGAGAUUUAUGAGGGAUAUGUUCCCAUGGAAUAUGGAGAAUAUUUGGAGAAGAUGUCUAAGAGUGGUGAAUGGGGUGAUCACGUUACUCUUCAAGCAGCUGCAGAUUCGUAUGGUGUGAGAAUAUUUGUGAUGACUUCUUUCAAGGACACCUGUUGCAUAGAGAUUCUUCCUCAUUUUGAGAAGCCAAGAGUGAUUUUCCUGAGUUUUUGGGCAGAGGUGCAUUACAACUCCAUAUAUCCUCAAGGAGAUAUACCUUCAAGUGAGUCAAGAAAGAAGAAAAGGUGGUGGAACUUUGGAACUAAGCAUUAAUAGUGUGGCUGGCAUAAAAAGAGCACCGAUUUUCAACCUUUAAUGUGCCCAAAGUUUGGUGCCUAUGCAUUUUGGACCAUUGGAUUAUGUAUCCAAAUUCAUCCAAGAGUAAGCCAACAGCCAAUAAGGAUGCCUUCAACUCAACAGGGAUACCAAACCUUUGGGUUGCCAUAGAAUAGCCCCUAAUUUAUUAUGUUCGAAUUUCUUUGGCGGUCAUUUUUGUAUGAAUAAUUUGUUUUCUUUUUUAUUAAUUAUAAAUAUGGAUGUGCUGAGCCAGCUACAUCCAAGUGGACAUUUUGGAUGUUUCCUGGUAAAAGAUAAAUUUUAUGCGUAAAGGGUUAAAGUAUAGCAAAGUUUGUUU